AUGGGCUUGGCUGGGCAAGGCUGGCUGCAGGAGCGCUCAGGUAUGCAGGGUGGCCGGCAGCCCAGUCUUGAACUGGACAGCGUUCGGGACACGGUCCCCCCAGACCGAGGGGGCUGUUGCCCUGCCCUCCGCAGGCUGGUCCCUGUCGGCUUUGGGGCCGAGGCGUGGACGCUCUUUGCCCUUUCCGGACCCCUGUUCUUGUUCCAGGUGCUGAAUUUCAUGAUCCACAUUGUGAGCUCGGUGUUUUGUGGGCACCUGGGCAAGGUGGAGCUGGCGUCAGUGACCCUCUCGGUGGCCUUUGUCAAUGUCUGUGGAAUUUCCAUAGGAAUAGGCUUGUCCUCAGCCUGUGACACCUUGAUGUCCCAGAGCUUCGGGAGCCCCAACAAGAAGCACGUGGGGGUCAUCCUGCAAAGGAGCACCCUGGUGAUGCUUCUCUGCUGCCUCCCCUGCUGGGCACUCUUCCUCAACACCCACAACAUCCUGCUUCUCUUCAGGCAGGACCCAGCCGUGUCCAGGUUAACUCAAGAGUACGUGCUCAUCUUCAGCCCGGCACUUCCGGCGACUUUUCUUUACAGCCUGCUGGCAAAGUAUUUGCAAAAUCAGGUACGGGUCCCUGGCCAGAGGAGCGACAACCCCUGGACGUCCCCGGGCUUGUCCACACCCCCUGGCCCUGGCCCUGCCCCCCGCCCCAGCAAGGCCAGUGGUUGUUUAUUUCAGGGAAUCGUCUGGCCCCAAGUCCUCAGUGGCAUUGUGGGCAACUGCAUCAAUGGCUUGGGCAACUACAUCCUGGUUUCCGUGCUGAGCCUGGGGGUCAGGGGCUCUGCUUACGCCAACACUAUCUCCCACAUCCUGCAGACCAUCUUCCUCUUUCUCUACAUUGUGCUGAAGAAGCUACACCUGGAGACGUGGGCAGGCUGGUCCGGCCAGUGCCUGCAGGACUGGGGCCCCUUCUUCUCUCUGGCUAUUCCCAGCAUGCUCAUGGUGUGCAUGGAGUGGUGGGCCUACGAGAUCGGGAGCUUCCUCAUGGGCCUGCUCAGCGUGCUGGACCUCUCCGGCCAGGCCAUCAUGUACGAAUUGGCCACCACAGUCUACAUGAUUCCCCUGGGGCUCAGCAACGCCGUCUGUGUCCGUGUGGGGAUGGCCCUGGGAGCUGCAGAUACAGUGCAAGCCAAGCGGUGGGCCAAGUCAGGCAUGCUUUGCACAGGCGGCACCUCGCUGGUUGUGGGCAUCUUGCUGAGCACCCUGAAAAAUAAACUGGGGCGUAUUUUUACAAAUGAUGAACAAGUCAUUGCCCUGGUGAACAAGGUCUUGCCAAUUUACACCGUCUUUCAGCUCUUUGAGGCCAUCUGUUGCGUCUAUAGCGGAGUUCUGAGAGGAAGCGGCAAGCAGGCCUUUGGAGCCGUCGUGAACACGGUCAUGUAUUAUGUCAUCGGCCUCCCGCUGGGCAUUGUUCUGACCUUUGUGGUCAGAAUGGGAAUCAUGGGCCUCUGGCUGGGCAUGCUGGCCUGCGGCCUCCUGGGAGCUGCUGCGUUUGCUGUCUACACCACCCGGAUGGACUGGAAGCUAGCUGCAGAGGAGGCCCAGAAACAUGCCGGACUGCUGCCGCAGAGCACUGACAGCACGGUGGCCACGGUGGCCACGGUCCCCCGACCCGGGCCUGCAGAAGCCGUCACCUCUUCAGUGGCCACGGGUGCCUCUCCUGGCGUCACCCUGACAACGUAUUCAAGGCCCGAGAGCCACCUGGACCUCUUCAGGGCUCCGGAGGCAGCCCAGGCCCUUCCAGCUCCGGCCAGCAGACUGUCAGCCAGACAGCUGGCCAUCCGCCGCGGGGCCGCCCUGGGGAUGGCGUCAGGCACGCUGACGGCCGGGCUGGUCGUCCGGGUCCUGACCGCCAGACACUAGCCGAGCGGCUCGGAGACGGAAAGGAGGCCAAGGGUGGCCGCACCCACAGGCCUCCACACCGGUCCCCCUACAACAGCACCCUGGGGAUCCAGUGCGGGUGGAUGGACACUUUGGACCGCAUCUCAAAAACAAAACCUUCGGCCGGCGCCUCGUGUGACGUGACGGUUCUGUCGACCUGGCCUGCUCUGCUCUGCUCUUUAAGAGGACGUCAGCCGACCGGAGAGGGACAAUCCUGGGGUUGCUUCAAAUCGGGAGAUUUCAAAUCAAGACACAAUGUAAAAAACCAGUUACCCAAUUAAAAGCUACAUAUUUCCUA
This is a messenger RNA of Panthera uncia (snow leopard), 2218 nucleotides long. RefSeq names its product solute carrier family 47 member 2 (gene SLC47A2). NCBI's taxonomy places the organism in Eukaryota, Metazoa, Chordata, Mammalia, Carnivora, Felidae. The coding region runs from base 1 to 1902 and encodes 633 amino acids. Gene Ontology annotation, biological process: xenobiotic detoxification by transmembrane export across the plasma membrane. Gene Ontology annotation, cellular component: membrane. Gene Ontology annotation, molecular function: antiporter activity; xenobiotic transmembrane transporter activity. The transcript has 17 exons. The record is from RefSeq and is a predicted model, not a curated record.